Daldinia decipiens is the source of this 1190-nucleotide messenger RNA. RefSeq lists its product as uncharacterized. Bases 193 to 993 code for a protein of 266 amino acids. The record is from RefSeq and is a predicted model, not a curated record. The transcript has a single exon. Lineage: Eukaryota; Fungi; Ascomycota; Sordariomycetes; Xylariales; Hypoxylaceae.
ACCCACGAGGUCAUGUAUAAAUACCUACCUACCUACCUACUUGUCAGUUAACUUGAUGCCUAAGGCGGAUAAUCGUCCUAACUGCACAACAUCACUCGAUAAAUGGAAUAAGUGUUUCACCACACCAUCCAUUUUAUUUUGAUAAAGGCAGUUUGGGCGAAAUACAUACUAAACCUGCAGACAUCAUUUAUAAUGGACAUCGCCAAGAUAAUGGCACCGGCCGUCGAGCUCUUCCGGCAGAAUCGAACCCUCUGUACAGCUAUCGCUGCCAUAGUAGCUGCCGGUGGCGCUGCCUCGGUCUUCUCCCUCAUCGUGGCCGAUUACCGUGCCUGGUAUGCGCUCGGUCCUAACGGCCUGCCCCUUAACAUCUUCGGAUACCUAUUCCAAUCGAUCAGCCGUUCUUUCGCUCGAUUAGACACUCGCGUACCCGCGCCCUAUGACAACGCCAAACUAACACGGUCGGCGCGAUACGGGCCAUUAAGCCAGCGCUCAUUCUUCUCCGGCUCGAUACCACCGCGCAAGGGGACGCGGCCUGAGAUACCCACGUUUGUCGGCCCGCACCGGCAGACAUCACAGCAAGCCACACCCGCGAUGCGGGCCAGACAGGAGUCCUUCCUAGACGCGCUCGCCACAGCCAAUCCAUCACUGAUACGAGUCAGACCGUCGAAUCUCGAAGGCCCGUUAUUCAAAAGUGUAUGGCUACAGUCUGACAUAUCCCUGCGUGACGAGAUCAAAAACCUGAACGGCGAGUUUGCGCAUUCGCAUGCUGAAGGCAGCACGCACAUGGUGUUGAGCCUAGCUGAUGCUUCUGCCGCUAUCGAGCGCGGUUGGUCGGAGCGACAUCGCAUAAGCGGUGUCGCCAGUAUACUGCCAUGGGGCUUCGUCAUGAUAUACGCACCACGGGAUGAUGAGGAGUUUCAUAUCUGGAAAGAGUUCAUGAUGGCGAGCGCACGAUACGUACUAGGCGGCGAGAAAGAAGUUACAAUGCCUUAGGAUGUAAGUGAGUAAGACGAGAGAAAAUUGAGAACGGUACGAAUUGAGAUGAUGAAUGUUAUAUAUCAUAUAUGACUGGGUCAUUGAAAAGAAGCUCCUCUCAACAGCGAGCCUGUCCCAACUCCGAUAUAAAUAUAUCAAUAUGAAAUGUAAAAUGUAAAAUGCAUUGGUAUUAUUGCAAUCUCUUAUAUCUUAUG